UGUGUUUUUACCUAGCAUGGCUUAUGAUAGAAAUGGCCUCUGACUGACAAACUGCCUUUGGAGGGGGAGAAGUUAUAAUGAACUAUUGAACCCCAUGGUGUUAGACCUUCCUAAUGAGGCUGCUUAGUGUUGUGCUUGUGGAGUUAUUAUGUGAGGAAGGAGGCAUUUACACCAAGGUGGCUUGCACCGAAAUUCAACCCAUGUGAAUCUCAUCUCCUUGCAUGAGUCAUCUGAGGGAUCUGAAAUGACAGAUCCUGGAGGAUUGUGUGAAGUGCUAAGGAAGGCUUGAUGCUGCCCAUCGGUACACUGUGGUUCGUUUGCCUCAUUCUUUCCUAAAUAAGGCAUUAGGAUUUUUGUCUUCUUAUGGAAUUGGAAUGGACUAUGAUCAAGCAAAGGCACUGAUAUAUUAUACCUUUGGAAGUGCUGGAGGAAGCAUGAUGUCCCAGAUGAUUCUGGGCUACAGAUAUUUGUCAGGAAUCAAUGUUCUAAAGAAUUGUGAAGUUGCCCUAAAUCAUUACAAGAAAGUAGCAGAUUAUAUUGCUGACAAACUGGAAAAAAGUGAAGGUAUUCCGGUGGAAAAAGUGAGACUAACUGAGAGAACUGAAAAUCUGAGUUCCAACAGUGAGAUUUUGGAUUGGGACAUAUACCAAUACUAUAAGUUUUUGGCAGAAAGAGGAGAUGUUCAGAUACAAGUAUCUCUUGGACAAUUACAUCUAAUUGGGAGGAAAGGUCUAGAUCAGGAUUACUAUAAAGCAUUAUACUACUUUUUAAAGGCGGCAAAGGCUGGGAGUGCAAAUGCCAUGGCAUUUAUAGGAAAGAUGUAUUUAGAGGGGAAUCCUGCUGCACCACAGAAUAAUGCCACUGCUUUCAAGUACUUCUCCAUGGCGGCCAACAAGGGCAAUGCAAUUGGUCUCCAUGGACUUGGUCUCCUUCAUUUUUAUGGAAAAGGUGUUCCUGUAAAUUAUGGUGAAGCACUUAAAUACUUCCAGAAAGCUGCAGAGAAAGGAUGGCCCAAUGCACAGUUCCAGUUAGGCUUCAUGUACUACUCUGGCUCUGGAGUAUGGAAGGAUUAUAAACUUGCCUUCAAAUAUUUUUAUUUGGCAUCUCAGAGUGGGCAGCCCCUUGCCAUUUAUUAUCUGGCCGAGAUGUAUGCAUCGGGAACAGGAGUGCUAAGAUCAUGCAGAACAGCUGUGGAGCUUUAUAAAGGUGUCUGUGAACUAGGCCACUGGGCUGAGAAAUUCCUGACAGCUUACUUUGCCUAUAAGGAUGGCGACGUGGACUCUUCUCUUGUUCAGUAUGCACUACUUGCAGAAAUGGGAUAUGAAGUGGCUCAAAGCAAUUCAGCAUUCAUUUUGGAAUCUAAAAAGGCUAAAAUUCUUGAGAAAGAGAAGAUGUAUCCAAUGGCACUGCUACUAUGGAACCGAGCUGCCAUUCAAGGGAAUGCAUUUGCUAGAGUAAAAAUUGGAGAUUAUCAUUAUUACGGCUAUGGAACUAAGAAAGACUAUAAAACAGCAGCCACCCAUUACAGCAUUGCAGUAGACAAGUAUCACAGUGCACAAGCCAUGUUCAAUCUGGCCUACAUGUAUGAGCAUGGCUUAGGUAUCGCAAAGAACAUUCACCUGGCCAGGAGAUUAUAUGACAUGGCUGCUCAAACAAGUCCAGAUGCUCACAUACCUGUGUUCUUUGCCCUCAUGAAACUGGAAACUAUGCAUUUGCUCCGAGAUAUCCUGUUUUUUAAUCAGUUCACAAUGAGAUGGAAAUGGAUAAAACUGGACAAUGCAGUUGGACCAUACUGGGAUUUAUUUGUGAUCGGCCUAAUUGUUGCCAUUCUGAUCUUCCUGCUUACAAAUCGCCAUAGGUAGGCUCUGGAUCAUCAGAAAACCUGCUCACGGGUUCUUGCCAUGCUAUCCUCACCAAAUAAACAACUUCCUCAUCCAAAUCAAGAGCUGCUGAAGAUUUCUCACACAUGCUAUGAUGGAAAGUACACAAAGCUUGAGAUCUGUCCAAGAAAAACUACUUCAGACUUCCUGCUUAGUUGAAGGGACCAGGUCGGGGAUAGUGAGGACAGGCCAUCUAAGACUUUGUCACAAACUUGUUUUCCUGGUGAUCUAGUCCUGGCCUCAAUAAAGAUCACCAUCUUAUAUUGUUAUAAAAAAGGUGCCCCCCCCCCUUGAGAGAACAGCUGAGCUUCUUGGCUCCAAAACAUACACUGAGGUAAAGAGAAGGGUGAGCUCAGAGAAGUUAGGGAAUACAGACCCUCAGAAGAUGACAGAUAUUUACAAGUAGAUCUCAUAGGAAUUACCCUGACUAAAGUCCUGAUAAUCAAUGGCACAUUGUGGUAUAUCAUGCCUGGAAAGGAAGUACGGGGCCAUAGUGGGAGAUGGUGUCAGCCGCCUAGACAUAGAUUAAAAGGUCUAGCUUCUGCAGCUUCUAUUAAGCAAAUCAGUGACCCAAGACUGAAGAUUUAGGGCCUGUGAUUUAUGCUAAGCUUGAAUCAUAGCUCCACAAUUCUCUAACUAUUGAACUCCUCAACUAUCUUAGUCAGUUGGUACAAGGAUUAAAUGAAAUAAUGUAUGCAAACAGAGUCCUUCAUCUAGAGGGUACAUCAUAAAAGAGACUUGAAUGUCCUUUAAAAACUCACGGCAAAGAAGCCAGGCAUAGUGGUACAUGCUUACAAUCCUAGCACUUGGGAAACUGAGGCAAGAAG
Molecule: messenger RNA, 2707 nt
Organism: Nannospalax galili (Upper Galilee mountains blind mole rat)
Lineage: Eukaryota; Metazoa; Chordata; Mammalia; Rodentia; Spalacidae
Gene: Sel1l2
Product: SEL1L2 adaptor subunit of ERAD E3 ligase
Exons: 16
Coding region: 375-1862 (495 amino acids)
Biological process (GO): ERAD pathway
Cellular component (GO): endoplasmic reticulum membrane
Molecular function (GO): protein binding
Source: RefSeq, a predicted model, not a curated record